UCCGGGAGAGGGGUGACAUUUUUGUGACUCGAGAAAUAGUCGAACGGGUUUGUCCGUAACGUUUGCCGGUCAGAGUAACUUCACUUUUCAGUUAAUUGGCCAAUAGGAAGCGUUUUAUUUAAGAAAAAUACUACUUUUGGGGUUUAUUUUUCCAGCAUCGGGUUACAGUGAAGAUUGUGGGCUCAGUUCGUAGAGGAUUUUGUCUUGUCAGAGUCCUCUGUCGCUGUGCUCCGUCGGGGAGGAUGGCUUUUCCCCAGCCGCGAACGCAGCCACCUCAGCUUACCCAGCACCUGUUGCGGACAGUGGAUUGCCAACAGGGAGCUGUCAGAGCUGUUCGGUUUAACGCCGAUGGCAACUACAUGCUUUCGUGUGGCAGUGACAAGACCCUUCGCCUGUGGAGUGUGAGUCGGGGGACUCUGCUGAAGACGUACAGUGGCCAUGGCUAUGAGGUUCUGGACGCUGAUGGCUCCUUUGACAACAGUCAGAUCUGUUCCUGCAGCUCUGAUAAGACCGUGAUACUGUGGGAUGUUACAACAGGCCAGGUCACCCGGAAACUGCGGGGCCAUGCCGGGAAGGUAAACAGUGUGCAGUUCAAUGAAGAUGCUACAGUGAUUAUUUCUGGAUCCAUAGAUUGCUCAGUAAGGUGUUGGGACAUACGCUUCAGAAGGCCUGACCCUAUACAGAUUUUGGAUGAGGCACAGGACAGCGUGAGCAGUGUUAAAGUAUCAGAGCAUGAGCUACUCACAGGCUCAGUGGAUGGCCGAGUGAGGCGUUACGAUCUUCGGAUGGGGCAGCUUCACGUGGACUUCAUCAAUAGCCCUAUCACAUGUGUGUGCUUCAGCCAGGAUGGUCAGUGCACACUGAGCUCCAGCCUGGAUGGUACCAUCCGCCUGUUGGAUAAGAAUACAGGCGAAAUGCUGGGAGAGUAUACUGGCCACAAGAAUAACAGCUAUAAACUGGACUGUUGUCUGUCUAACAAAGACACCCAUGUGCUGAGCUGCUCUGAAGAUGGUCAUGUGUACUGCUGGGACCUGGUAGAGGGUUCUUUGUCAUGUAAGUUGCCAGUGGGGAAAGCAGUUGUGCAGUCACUGUCCUUCCAUCCGUCACAGCCCCACCUCCUCACAGCCAUCGAGGGACGUGUACAGGUGUGGGGAGCGGAGCCACAAGAUACAGAUGCACAGUGAUUGCUAUAAGAGUUAUGAUGUUUAAUAGAUCUUUGCAGGUUGUAAAAAAACCUUUUCUUUGUUUUAUAUCUACUUUCUAAAAACAUAUUCAUAGUUCUUGUAUUUUUUUAGUUGUGUGAAAGAAAAUAUUUUGCCAUAAUAAACUGAAAUACUGAACACUGGAAUGCAUUUUGUGGGCUGUGUGGUAUACAGAAAACAAUGCAAAUUAGACAAAAGAAACAGAUCCCUAAACACCCUCUAUUUACAGUAUUUCUCAAUAUAUUGUAUUUCAUCUUGGUUGAAAAAAACAAAGCAUACUACCUUUCUGUGCAUCACCAUAAGCUAAGCUUUCAUUAAUAUAAGGGGUAAAUGCCAUUAAGAUAAAGUCUACUCUUGGCGACCACUCGUGUUUUUCACCGAAGGGACGGUUAUAGAAGCAGUUUAUG
This is a messenger RNA of Scleropages formosus (Asian bonytongue), 1609 nucleotides long. RefSeq names its product WD repeat domain containing 83 (gene wdr83). NCBI's taxonomy places the organism in Eukaryota, Metazoa, Chordata, Actinopteri, Osteoglossiformes, Osteoglossidae. Bases 243 to 1184 code for a protein of 313 amino acids. The record is from RefSeq and is a predicted model, not a curated record. Gene Ontology annotation, biological process: mRNA splicing, via spliceosome. Gene Ontology annotation, cellular component: catalytic step 2 spliceosome. Gene Ontology annotation, molecular function: protein binding. The transcript is spliced from 9 exons.